CUGGAGACUCAGAAACAGAAGGGUCCUCUCCCCCUGACCUGGCCCAAUUUCGAUAACGAAACCACUCUCCUUUUCUCUCGUCCUCUCUGGCCUCCCUACCUAAUAUCAACAAUAUCCACUCUGGUAAUUAGCAACCGUCGCUCUCCUUUCACACAAACUGCUCCGUUGCACGACCUGGACAUUCUUCAGCACCUGCAGCCCGACCGACGCAUCUUCAUGCUACCACUUCCAACAUCACUACCGCCACUGCAGACAGCGACACUCUCGCAUCAGGCCACUUAUCCGCCGCUUCAAGUCCUCUCCAUCUAAAAUCCGCUGUUAUACUCUACUGCAUGCCCCGAUAAUUCGCUAUUGGCUCCGCGAAAGGGCCCGCGUUCGUCUCCGACCAGGUACUACGGUGCUCCCGGCUGCUCGUGGCAGGAUCAAAAGGUGGCUAACAGCUACGGCUUCAAGAUUCUAUCCGUGCGGCUUCUGUGAAACCGUCGACAUAGCUUCCGGCAACUACGCGCUGCUCUAAUAGCUUUACGCCCAUAACCGACUAGAAACGUUCCAAAAUGGCCGUUACAAGCGACAGCACCCCUCGGGGCCAGCCUGCACAAUUAGCCCUCGAAGACCGAUUCGAAGUCCUCAAGGACAUUGGUGAUGGAAGCUUCGGCAGCGUCGUUCUCGCUCGUGUGAGAACUGCUGGUGCUUCUGUUGCCCGCAGAGGCUCAGUUGUUGCUAUUAAAUCCAUGAAGAAAUCCUUUGACUCGCUAGCACCCUGCCUAGAGCUUCGCGAGGUCGUCUUCCUCCGCACCAUCCCACCACAUGUACAUCUAGUCCCCGCCCUCGACAUCUUCCUCGACCCCUACAGCAAGAAGCUUCACAUUUGCAUGGAGUACAUGGAAGGUAACUUGUAUCAACUUAUGAAGUCCCGCGACCACAAGCCGCUAGACAACGCAAGCGUCAAGAGCAUUCUGUUCCAGAUUAUGCAGGGUCUCGAGCAUAUUCACAACAACCAGUUCUUCCACCGCGAUAUUAAACCCGAAAACAUCCUCGUCUCAACAUCUGCUCACCACGAUUCAUCAAGCUCUUUCCGCCGCUACUCCGCCCUAGUCACGCCGCCAUCUACUCCUCCUACCUACACAGUUAAGCUGGCAGACUUUGGUCUCGCUCGUGAGACACACUCGAAACUGCCAUACACCACAUACGUCUCAACGAGAUGGUAUAGAGCCCCCGAGGUCUUGCUUCGCGCUGGCGAAUACUCAGCACCGGUCGAUAUCUGGGCCGUCGGUGCCAUGGCUGUGGAAGUUGCAACGCUCAAGCCUCUGUUCCCUGGUGGCAACGAGGUUGACCAGGUUUGGCGUGUCUGCGAGAUUAUGGGCAGCCCUGGAAACUGGUACACCAAAUCGGGUGGCCGUGUCGGAGGUGGUGAAUGGCGCGAGGGUACGCGGUUGGCCAGCAAGCUUGGCUUCUCGUUUCCCAAGAUGGCCCCUCACCCCAUUGAGAACAUCCUCAAAGCCCCUCAAUGGCCUGCCUCGCUUGCUCACUUCGUUACCUGGUGCUUGUUGUGGGAUCCCAAGAGCAGACCUACGUCGGCGCAAGCUCUUGCCCACGAGUACUUUGCUGAUGCCGUCGACCCAUUGAGACCCAAGUCAUCGGCGUCGCGCAUCCUGGGCCGCAAGCAAUCAGAUAUCGCUCGUCCUAUCCAGGAGAAGGAGAAGAAGGAGCCAGCAAUUGUCUCAUCCCGAUCCUCUUGGUUCCGCAAGUCCAUCAUUGGCCGCAGCGAGACCCCAGACAUUACCGCUGCCAAGGAUACGGCCAGCCCUAAGCCUGCUGCGGUCCAAGCCGCUAUCAACGCUGAGGCAAAUGCAGUCAAGCGCUCGCCUAGCAAACGCACAACCUGGACCAAUGGCAUCACCAACGGUGCCCCAAUGCCUAUCCUCCCAUCCAUUCGCCCAAUUUCACCACUCUCCGACACCGUUAACGCCAAGGCCAACCAGAGCGAUGCUGCUGCCGCUGCAGCGGCUGCUAUUGCCAAUGCCAACAACCAGGAGAAGAAGAAGCUCGGUAGACAACUCUCUGUUGCAUCCAGCACAAACAACUACAACACUGAGAUGCAUCGUCAGCAGGCUGAACGUGCCCUGAAUGGACAGACAGGAUUGGUCUCUCCCCCUAGCGCACACAAGGAAAGCUUCUUCUCGCAUCUCCGUAAGCGCGCUCGUCGUUUCUCGGGCCGUCACCAGACGCCAGUUUCGCCUGCAUUCGACAGCAUGGAUGCCCAGGUUGGUUGUGGCCCUUGGCCAACCAACAGUAACAGAAACUCCAUUAUGAGUGACCAGCAGUUCACUUCGAUCCCCAGGAACGAAACCCAUGAGUCCCUUGAUAAAACCCUCAAGGAGGACAACCGAGUGCCGGUUCCUCAGAUUGCCGCUGCCACCAAGCUAAAGCGACACCACUCUUUGCCUCAACAACAGGCUCGUUCCGUUGAUAAUCUCAUCGGUGCUGCCCGUGGAGGCCCCGUGUCCAGCAGAACCCGCCGCUCGCAAGCAUUUUAUGGUGCCCAGCAAUAUGAAGCCCCCGAUGAGGCGGAUGAGCUUCUCGAUGAAGUUCUCACCUCUACCCACGGAGCUCUCACCCGACUGGAGACCGAGAACCGCAAGCCGCUCCGCCAAUCUGUCAGCAACCUGGGCUUGUCCAGCCCAACGCAUGCUUACCCAAGCCCAUCACCCUCGGCUAGCGGUAGCCAAGUCAUGUACACCGACGGCCACGAAGCACUUACUCCUAAGCCGUUGGCGCUGAACAAGAAGGUCAACUCACAAUACAAAUGGCCAACCCCUCCUUACGAAGGCGAUGAAUGGGCCGGCACACAAACCAACCUCUGGGCCGCCGGCAACCGUGCCUAAUCUUCGAACUGCAUCCUAUCCAGCUCCUUAGAGCUUUAACACCUGACGAUCUUUCGAUUCCUAUUACUUUCAUAUCUGUUCUAAUAUCUCGCUCUUUACAUCUUUCCUUUCGAUUCAUUUCGCUUCAACCUAGCAGCAGCCUGCAUAUGCACAUAAUACCCCAUAUAGACAGAACACAGCGAAGAGCCUACUAUUUUUCAACCAUUUUCGAGAAUCAGGUUACCAGAGCCUGUCUCAUUUCAUCUUCUUUUUUUUCUGCAAGCAUCGCGACAUGCAACCAACAUCUUUUUGUUUCAUUUGUUUUUUUCUCUAUUUCAUCGAAUCUUUGAUCUUGCAGAAAAGGAUCACAAGACGGGAGUCACCGGCGUUCUUGUUGUUGCGGAAUAUGUAAUAUUUUCUCGGCGCAGAGUUGCAUAGAAUGUUUGCGUAUUGGCUUGGGCAAGAUUUCCUCGAGCUGCAUGAGCUCCGGGAAACACCCUAUUCAAGCUGCUUUUUGCAACAGACUUGGGAAGCCUUUCGCUACUGGGCACUUUGUGAAUCGGCGUUUUCGACAAGCUGGACUUGGCAACUUGUUAUGUAUGAAUCUUGGGCACUUUGCACCAUUUUGGCUUUCUAUUAUAGCUACAUACUUAAUUAUCAAAAGAGGAGGCUAGGAAGUAUUUUUUUCUCUUUUCUCAUUUAUAGGACACAUGGGCGUGGGGUUUUUUUGCAAGCCCCUGCGUAUCAAAAAGACGAAUAGACAAUGUUGGUUAUUCUGCA
This is a messenger RNA of [Torrubiella] hemipterigena, 3644 nucleotides long. Lineage: Eukaryota; Fungi; Ascomycota; Sordariomycetes; Hypocreales; Clavicipitaceae. The record is from the annotation of a GenBank genome assembly.